AUAAUGGACGAUUUUAUCUUAAUCAAGCACCGCACACUUAUCAAAUCUAACGUCUCCUAAAAUUAUUCAAUUUGAUUUUACAGAGCGUGUCCUUAUAUUAUUACAAAAUUCUCAUCUUCAAUAUUUUGUAUAAGAAAAAUAGAGUUAUUAAAUUAUCUAAGUAUUUUCAACAUUAUAUUACUUCACUAUGACUGAUGAAUUGGCUUACAAUCGAAGUAUUAUUGGAAAAAGUUAUGUUUACUAUGAAAAUAUCUUUAAAUCAGGAAAUAUAGAUGCUGUAAUUUCUAAAAUGAAACAGAAGCAUUUAAAAUAUGCAAUAGAUAAAAGACUAGUAAACAGUAAUGAAAUAGCAAUUACUCAUUUACAUAUUGAAAAAAAUCAAUUAUACUCUUUACAACAUUUUAUUAGUAAAUUAAAACAGCAUGAACCUAUGGGACAUGAAUCCCAAAGCACCAUACAUCAAAAUUUGAAAAAUGUACAAGAACAAGUACAAAAAAAUAUAAAAUUAACAACUGAUCAACAAAAAUGUAAUGAUAAGAUGAACUGCAAUUCUAAUUGUUCUUUAUAUCCUGAUUCACUUCAAAAAAAAAUUGAAGUAUGUAAUUUUAGUUUAAAAAAAAAACGCCGAAGACAAAAGAAAAAGUUACAUAAAAAUGUUUAAAUGAAUAUUUCAAUUUAAAGGGUAAAUAUAAUCAAAUCACAGUUGAAAAUUUCAAUACAAUAAUCAGUUGUCUCCUCAUUUUAAAACAAAAUAAUUGAAUUAUUAAAGGAUAACUCUGUUUACAACAUCAAAUAAUUAUUAUUAUAUUAUAAAUUUAAUUCAAUAAAGACAUUAUAUAAAAACUGUCUCCUUGGUUACAGCUCCAUAACAUUGAAAUAUAGUCUAUUGAUAUCUAUGCUUUGUAAUGAAAUAUUGAUUACUUCUUACCUUUAACCACAAACUAAAAUCUUAGUUUGUGCCUUUCUUAUUAUCCAUUUAACUUUAAUGGAUUAAUAGUUUUAACCUCAACAAAUAAGUUUUUGUUUUAAACUAUACAAUUAAUUUAAAUCAUUGAAACUUAAUAAAAUUAUUGAUUUAUGAAUUAAUAAAUAAACUAAAAUAGAAAUGACCGAUCCUACUAAUGAAGAACUUGUGAACCUUGUAAAAUUGUCUCUCAGCAAGUACAUUAGAAAACCUCAAUUAACAAAUAAGUUACUUAAUAAACCACCAUUCAAAUUUCUACAUGAUAUAAUAACUAAUAUAAUUCAUAAUACUGGGUAUUUAUCAGGAAUUUUCAGUGAUGAUGAAUUAAAAUCUCAAAAUGUAGUUACAAAAGAUAAAAAAGUAAAAUUCUUGGAAAAACUCAUCAUAAAUGUUCAAUUAACUACUGGUAAGCAAAUUUUAGCAAAACCUUCCAAGAUUGUUGCAGGUCUUGAAGUUACAAAAACAUUAGAACUAUUAAUAACCAUUGUUAAUGGAAUUGAUGCUAAUAAUAAAAAUUCUCAAAAGACAAAUUUUAAGACAAAAAAAAAGGAAUCAGUUAGAAAUAAUAUUCAAAACAUAAAUAAAAACAAAUCAUUGGAUAAAGAUGAAUCAAUUGAAAUAAAAUCUCAAGAAACUGCUGAAUAUACAUCCAAUAAAAGUGAACCAACUGUUGGCCAAGUCUUGACAAAACUUGAUGAAUCUUUAAGUAAUUUUGUUGAACAAGUUAAUGAAAAAGUUGGUAUUGAAGUAAAUGAAAAAAAAUUGAAUGGUGACAAAGAGGAAAACAAUUCUAAUAAAAUUCUUUUAAAAAAUGAAUCUAAUAAUGAGAGUGUUAAACAAAAAUCACCUAAAAAGAACAAAGUUGAUGAACAGCAACUUCGAAAAUUAAAUGAAUUGAAUAGUAUAAAUAAACCAUUAAGGCCUAAAAGUUCAAGACCUCCAGCCCCUAAUAGACGAAUACAAUUGAGUUCUCUUCCUGAACUUCCUAAGUAUUCUGACAAUUUUUUUUCAAAAAAUGACGACUUAAAUGAUAUUGAUGAUAAUAUUGUUUCUAUUGAAGUUGUUGAUAAUGCAAGCAAACUAAAUACAAUUGAGGCUCAAGACAAUGAUAAAAGUCAACUUGUAUCACAAAUACUAGAAACACAAGUGGAGUUAGCUACCAAAGCAAAAUUAGAAUCUAACAAAGUAGAAUGGGAGGGAAGAUAUAUAAAAGAAAAGGAAAUUUUAGUUAAACAAAUGGCCAUAAUAAAACAAAACAUCCAGUCUAUCACAAAAUCUACAAACCCACUUAGUAAACUCAUUAAUAACAUGCAAGAAAACAUUGAUCAAAUGAAUCGAGAGUUAAACCAGUGGAAAAGUUUUAAUCAGCGUACUAAUGAAAAAUUGGAUUUAGAAAAACGAAUUUCUGAAGAUAAAAUCAAUCCACUUAAAAUUCAGUUAGAAAAGCUUAAAAAUGAUAUUGAAGAAAAAAUAGAAAUGAUAAAUUAUGCUAAAGCAAACAUUUUCAAAAACAAAUAUCACAUAAACUAUUUAAUAACUGAGCGUUUCACUAAAUGAAUUAAUUAUUAAAAUUUAAACUGGGAGUAUUUUUUUUUUAUUUUUAAUUUCAAUACUUAUUUAUUUAUUGAUCAUCAGCUAAAUUAAUGUGCAUAAGAAUGAAUAAAAACUAGUUGUUUUACAUAAUUAAUAAUAGUAAGUAUAAUGAUGUUUUUUUAAUUCAUUUGCCAAAAAAAUAAUAAUCAGGUUAACAAGUUGUAAAAACUUAAAUACUAGUUGUAAUAAUACUUGAAUGAUUUGAAUGAUCAAGUAUCUUAAAUCGUUAAUGAAAAAAUUUUUUUUACCUUAUUCUAAUGAAAUAUGCAACUCAACAUUUUAUUUUUUAUUGUUAAUUUUAA
Messenger RNA from Daktulosphaira vitifoliae (grape phylloxera), 2859 nucleotides. RefSeq names its product TRAF3-interacting protein 1 (gene IFT54). The coding region runs from base 1106 to 2521 and encodes 471 amino acids. NCBI's taxonomy places the organism in Eukaryota, Metazoa, Arthropoda, Insecta, Hemiptera, Phylloxeridae. Gene Ontology annotation, cellular component: centrosome; axoneme; ciliary basal body. The record is from RefSeq and is a predicted model, not a curated record. The transcript is spliced from 10 exons. Gene Ontology annotation, biological process: cilium assembly; regulation of microtubule cytoskeleton organization; intraciliary transport. Gene Ontology annotation, molecular function: microtubule binding.